AUGGUGGCAAGAACUACCUAUCAUACUACUAUCAAUACUACUAAUACCAGUAUUAAUGAUAAUAAUAAUAAUAAACCUUAUCAACAACCACUUUCAUAUUUCGCGCCUAAUCCCAGCCAUUUUAAACAACAAUGGAGAAGUUAUCAAAAUUUAGGGAAUAUUUUACCGCUUAAUCGACACGUGUCAGAUCAAUGCAUAAAUGGAGUAGUUAUGAGUGGUUCGUGUAGAAAUCUUGCCAAGAAACGAUGCGAUAUUACCAUUCUUAUUAAUAAUGACGACAUGAAUAAUAAUAGUAAUAAUAAUUGUAAUUAUAGUAAUAAUACUAAUCACAAUAGUAGUAACUAUAGUAUUAAUAGUACAAAUAAUAAUUUCACUGAACGCUCAGAUAGGCCUAUUUUAUCAUCAAAUGCUAUGCUUGAAAAUACACAAAAUAAGCAAUUCGUAUUUAGGGGAAAUUCUUCUACUAUGCCAAGGUUAUUAGUAUACAAUGAAAAAUUAUUACGUUCUGCCUCUUUACCACCUGGAUUCUCAUCUCCACCAAUCGGGGCAGGCAAUUAUCUAACAUCAAAACGAUCAAUAAUUGCCAAUACAGGGCAUGCUUCACCCUUAUUGGUCAAUUCAAUGUGUUAUUCGCCUUCCUACGGCUCGCCCACCUACGCAUGUCAACAUGAUGGUGCAGAUUGGGAAGAUUGUCGUAUUAGUAUUGACUGUUUUGGUUUUAAAGCAACUAGGUAUUGUGCAGAAACAGAUAGAACAAAUUGGAUUAGUCCGGUUGAUUUAAACACUUGUCGUACAACUCUUCGUAAUUGUUGGCGUAAAAGUUUAAUACAAAGAAUGGCCUUCAAAAUUGAUGAUUUCACAAUUCAAGAAGAUCAAGUCAAAGUUGCUAAAGAUGUUUUUAAACGUUUCGAUAAAAGAGGACAAGAGAAAAUCAGCACUACUGAUUUAGGUCCAGCUUUUCGUGCACUUAACUUGACAGUUAAACCAGACACCUUGAAAGAAUGGGCUGAUCAAGUUGAUGAUGAUGCUACUGGAUUCAUUGACUUUAAUGGAUUUCUGAUAUGUUACGGAAAAAAACUUCAAGAAGAUCAAGAUGAAAGAGAUCUGAGAGAUGCUUUCCGAGUGUUGGAUAAAAAUAAACGUGGUGAAAUCGAUGUUGAAGAUUUAAGAUGGAUUUUGAAAGGUCUUGGAGACGAUCUGACUGAAGAGGAAAUCGAUGAUAUGAUCAGAGAUACUGACACUGAUGGAUCUGGCUUCGUCGAUUUCGAUGAAUUCUACAAACUAAUGACAUCUGAAUAA
Messenger RNA from Trichobilharzia regenti, 1299 nucleotides. NCBI's taxonomy places the organism in Eukaryota, Metazoa, Platyhelminthes, Trematoda, Strigeidida, Schistosomatidae. The record is from the annotation of a GenBank genome assembly.